GGCGGAAGGAAGGCGGUGGGGCCGUACCGUGGUGCGGCGUGGGCUCGGGAUGGUGCAGGACCCGCGGGGACAGCUGGUGGCCGAGCUGCUGCUGCGGGCGGGGGCGGCGGGUGGCAUCGUGUGCCUCUGCUCCCGCGCCUUCGUGGAGGAUCGGAAGUUAUAUAAGCUGGGAUUAAAAGGAUUUUAUGUCAAAGAUGACGAUGAGAGUACGGGAGAGGAACAAGCAUCUGAGCAGGAAAACGGUUGUCCCACUGUGACACUGGGAGUGGACACUGAUUGUGCUCCGGACCUGGAAGAAGAUGACCUAGACUCAGAGGCCGAGCUUAUGAAGAGCAUGGGGUUACCUCUUCACUUUGGUGGGCACUCAGCUCACAGGGACUUUGUGGCAAAAGAAAAAUACAGAAAGAGAGGUAACGUGAAGUUUAUGAAAAAGAAAAAGAAGAAGAGAAAAGAAUUACAGCAAAAACACCAGGAUAAAAUGGAGCAGGGAUGCCAGGAUCACAUUUGUGGUGAUCAUAAGCAGCCCGUCUCAGAUGAGCCAGCCUCAGCUGGAGAGGCUACGGAGAAAAGUGUAAAAAACAGUGAAUCUCAGAUUGCAGGUGUAGGGAACUGUGGAAGUUCGGAGAGUGUUGCUAGUGAGGCCUUACCCAUUGAACGGAAAUGGGAGAAGUACUGGAGCGAGUAUGGAGAGGGCCUUCUUUGGCAAAGCUGGCUGGAGAAGCAUAAAGAUGUCUCAUCACCUGAAGCCAUGACAGCAUCGGAGCCUUGGAACAGUCCAGACACCAAGGAGGAGUGGGAGCAGCAUUACAGCGAACUGUACUGGUAUUACUGGGAACAGUUUCAGUACUGGACAAAUCAGGGGUGGACGACGGAGAGCUCACACACUGACAGUGUUCAGCUGAAUGGGGUUAUGCAGGAGACUGAUCUUUCACAAGAAAUGGACCUGGUCAGCCCAGAGGCUGAAGGCAGCAAAGUGCUGGUCUUGGAGCUGUCUCCUUCUCACACCAGAAGUGAGGAAACACUCACUUCAAGUGCUGAGCCCCAUCAUGAGAUAAUCUCUGGGAUUUGUAAUUUAAACCUAAAUUUGGACACAUCGGAGCAGAGCAGCGCACCUCUAACAGUAACCAAUGAAGAGCUUCAAGAGCACAGUUCGUGUAACAGCAAAAGCCAGAGUCCCUGUGUUUCAAGCCAGAAGGAACCAUGUGAUGGAGGAACCAGGAAAAGGAGAGCAUCUUGUGAAAAUAGAAGUAUUAACCAGUCAGGUUCCCAGGAGUCAGGUAACUCAUGUAGCUCUAAUGACAAAGAACAGUUGCUGCUUUGUGAUCAAAAUGAAGAUGAAGGAGGAGAAGAGCCUCCUGAAAACAGAAGUGCCAAAGUGAAGAGAAGCCAUGAACUGGAUGUGGAUGAGAAUCCAGUGGAAGAUCCUGAGGAAACCUGUUCUAUUUUGGGCUUCAAGUGUGGUGCAGGACAAAAGUACGGUGGAAUCCCAGAUUUCACUCACCGAAGCGUUCAGUACCUGGAGAAAAAAGCAAAACUCAAGUCCAAAUUUUUGGACAUGCGUAAACCAAGGAAGAGCAAAAACACACACAUCUUCUUUACAGAGGAGCCUGAAACAUCUUGCAGAAAAAACAAAACUCUGAAGAAGGUGGAAGCAUUCCUGAAGCAGGUUAAUGAAUCUGUGGAGGAAGCCAUGUACCAGAAAGCCUCUCCUCUGAGUAAAGUCGAGGAGUCAUCAACAAGCAGCGACUCGGAGGAUCAGGAAAGUGUCGCCACUGCACGGAGUGUGAGGGUCAGCAUGGAGGCCCCUGAGCUGCUACCUUCCAGUGUGGUUGGUGGUGACCCUGGGACGAGUAAGCUGGAAGAGGAGGCAAUGAAUGCAGCAGCAAACAGCGCUGGAUGCCAGGGCAGGAGAAAGCCCGAGUGUGGCUCUGGAAGAGUGCUGGUCCCUCUGGACAUACCAGAUUAUCUCCAGGCAGAAAUGGAGGACGUGAGCCCAGUUGUAGAUGAAAAAAAUACUGCAAAGAAGAAGGAGAGAAAAAGGAGGAGAAAGCAUAAGAUGGCACUGGGAGAGAUACCUCCCGAGAUUGCUGCGGAUCCUGAGCUGAUAAAGUACUGGGCGCAACGCUACAGGCUGUUCUCUCGAUUUGAUGAGGGGAUUAAACUAGAUAGAGAGGGCUGGUUUUCUGUUACUCCUGAGAAGAUAGCAGAGCAUAUUGCGGUCCGUGUCGCUCAGUCAUUCAACUGCAAUACAAUAGUGGAUGCCUUCUGUGGGGUUGGAGGAAAUGCUAUUCAGUUUGCUUUGACUUCAAAAAGAGUGAUCGCUGUUGAUAUAGAUCCCGAGAAACUCAGCCUUGCACGCAGCAAUGCCGAGGUGUACGGCGUGGCCAACCAGAUUGAAUUUGUGUGUGGAGACUUCAUGGUGCUGGCUGCUGACCUGAAAGCAGACGUUGUGUUCCUCAGCCCUCCUUGGGGCGGGCCUGACUAUGCCACUGCUGAAAUCUUCGACAUCCAAACUAUGAUUUGCCCAGAUGGAUUUGAAAUUUUCAGGCUCUCCAAGAAGAUCACAAACAACAUUGUGUAUUUUCUACCUCGGAAUACUGACAUUAACCAGAUCGCUUCCUUGGCAGGGCCAGGAGGGAAAGUUGAAAUAGAGCAAAAUUUUCUCAAUAACAAACUGAAGACAAUAACAGCUUAUUUUGGGGAUCUAAUAAGGCCUGACCUCUCCUGAAUUUCAUGUGUGUUCUUCCAGGGGCAACCUCGUUGCCUACUUCACUGCAUAAACCUUUGUACAACUGGCAUGUCCAAAAUGACGUAAAGCUGUUUUCUGCUUUAAUUUCUAUUCUGAAAAAUGUUUUGUUCAUUGCUACUGUCAAUAAAUGUUUUAUAAGAAUUUUGGCAAAUUUCUAGAACUAGAGUAGCUGUGAACAUAGAAGAAACUCUUUCUAAACAGUCUUGUAAGAUUCAAGUCCAGCCAGUUGAAGGGGACCUGGCGACUUCUUUGCAGCUCUGAUGCGUGCUGCUUCCAUACUCACUCCGUUGUGGAUGUUCAGGGUGUUGAAUAGUUUGAAAGACACCAAGUGUCAAGAACUUCUGUCUGUGCUUACAAAACAUGAGCACCUGAACAUAACAUGGACCUGGGUGGUAUGAUACACGCUGCCAGAUACAGCUGUCAUCUGGCUUCUCAGGCUUCCUGCUUGCCUGGAAACCUUUUCAGGUUUCUUCUUGCCAUGAAGGCCCACAUUUGCUAUAGUGAGUUCUGCAGCUUGCUGCAGCUUACAGAGUGAGUAGGGUGUGUUUGUGGCUGGCAGCAGGGCUGUACCCUCUGCUUUGCAAUUUAUUCUUUUUCCCCCUUUUACAGAUAUUCAGGUGAAACCUGACUGGAGGUUGGUCCUAGUAGCUUUACUGGAUGAGUUACACACAGAUUUGUGUCCCCUUUUUGGACACCGGCUCCUUAUGCAGGCAGUACGGAGCAGCAGGGGGAGUGCUAAUCCUAGUGGGAGUAAUCCACUCCCAGUCUGGGUUUUGAGGGAGAGCAGUUGCCUUCAAACAUUUCUCCAAGCAGAAAAGCAGUCAGACAAGAAGAGAAGUGUCUGUAGGGCACAGAUGUGGAAUUCUCACUGAAACACACUUACAGAAAGUAUGCAAGAUUAAUGUUGAUAGUGCUUUUGAGGUAAGAGUGUAGGAAUACAAUUUUGAAGAUGAGAAGUGUUGAUUCUCCUCUGCUUGGAGUGCAGCAAAUCAUGAUGUUGAAGGCAGCAAAGGCUAAGCACCGAACCAUGGGUCUGUGCUGAUGAACAAAGCUUUGUAGAAUAACAGCGUGGAACCAAAUGAGAAGAAUUAUCUUUAAAGAUAAUAAAGAUAUAUUUAAAGAUUUUAUCAGAUCUUUAUAUCAGUUAAGACAGGUUUGUGUGACACUCAUUGCAAGUGUCAAAGUGCAGUAAGGAAGCACCUAUGAAUGAAUUUUGCAAAAUUUAUUGUCCUUCCAAUACCAGGCAACUGCUAAGGUGUUAUAUGAGCAUUUUCUACCUUCAUAUGAGGUGUAAUCUUUCAACUGUUUAAUUUGCUUCACUGAAUUGUUUUAACUGUGUUGAAGAGAGGAACUGCUGUAAUGGUGCAGGUCCCUAUGCCAGUAUUUAAAAGGAGUGGGAAAGGAGAGAAACUACCUGCUCUGCAGUGUUUCCUAAAGAAGGGCAAGGGAGAUUGUGCACUGUACACCCGCCUCUUCCUCAGAAAUGUGUUGGAUUUGCAGACAGUCCUCGCUAUGAGGAGGAAGAGGGGAGUGGCAAGUGCUGAUAUUACAGGUCCAAGCCUACUGCAGCAGUAGCAUGUAAAUGUAGUGAUGCUAUUAAAAUUCCACUGUCAGCUAAAUUUAAAAAAAAAAAAAGAAAAAAAAAAGGUAGCCGUAAAAUCACAAGGCCAAAUGAAAAAUAAAUGUAUAACUCAGUAUGUUAUAGUUCUCUGUAACUGAAAUUUGACCAUAUUGGCCCUACAGCUGCUUACAGAAAAGUUGUCAUCUUAUUCUUUGGUCCUUUUUCUUUCCCAUAGUUAAGAAUAACUUUAGAAGCAUUUUGAGAUCUCACUAACACCACUCCUUUUACCUCGUUUUACCACUUCGUUUAUCAGAAAGGUGGUCUGAUUUUGUUCAUUGUCCAGUUUUCAGGAAGUAGAAGCUGAAACAUGGCACACAAAGUACAUCUACUGUUCCAAUUUAGUGAACUCAGUGGUAAAAAUGAAAGACUUGUUUAAGGCUUUUACUGAGCGGGGCAAGCAUGUUAAGAGUGAAAAAUGGAAGAAUAACUUUGUUCAUGCCUGUUCUUCUGUGUAGCCAACAAGUGAAAAAGAGAUUUGUUAGUUGAUUGGUUGAUUUGUAUUGAAUACCACUUGAAGUCAGAAUAGACUCUGCUGGGUUGUGAUAAGUGGUUGCUGACGGUUUCAUGCUUGGUGCCAUUUCCAAGGGUGGAGAGUCACUCAAUUAAACCUAAUGGACUGAUCCUAAUAAAACUUUAAACCUUCCAUACCUCUAAGAGCAUUCAGUUCAUGGGCGUCGGUAGUUUCAACCAACAACAACAAACUCUUUAUAGCAGACAGAGUCAGUCGUUGCAUGAGUUUCUAUAAGGUGGUGUUCUGCUUUGUAUUUUGGAAAAGAAAUGUAAUGUGCUGAAACAGAAUUAAAUUUCCAGAGUUUUAAUACCGUGUUGAGUCCGGUAGUAUUUUGCAGAUCACGUGCGACAAAUUAGUGUUAGGCUACCAAGAAGUUACAUUGCCAGUGCAAAGUAAAUUUUCGUAGAGGUUUAGUUUUGCAUUGAUUUUAAUCUGCCAAAGAAGCUAUGAGAAAAAUGUGGAGUAUUUUUUGGAGGCAGACUACCAUUUGUACUAACUACCACAAACGCGUACUCCUUCACUUUCUACCAUGCUCCCAAGGUUCUGAUUUCUCAAGUUUAUCUUAAUUAAAUCAGGUAUUAAGCCAA
Messenger RNA from Gallus gallus (chicken), 5468 nucleotides. RefSeq names its product trimethylguanosine synthase 1 (gene TGS1). Gene Ontology annotation, molecular function: S-adenosylmethionine-dependent methyltransferase activity; RNA cap trimethylguanosine synthase activity. NCBI's taxonomy places the organism in Eukaryota, Metazoa, Chordata, Aves, Galliformes, Phasianidae. The coding region runs from base 50 to 2728 and encodes 892 amino acids. The transcript has 13 exons. Gene Ontology annotation, cellular component: nucleus. The record is from RefSeq and is marked validated. Gene Ontology annotation, biological process: 7-methylguanosine cap hypermethylation; 7-methylguanosine RNA capping.